Diospyros lotus (date-plum) is the source of this 1002-nucleotide messenger RNA. Its product is annotated as peptide methionine sulfoxide reductase. Gene Ontology annotation, molecular function: peptide-methionine (S)-S-oxide reductase activity. Lineage: Eukaryota; Viridiplantae; Streptophyta; Magnoliopsida; Ericales; Ebenaceae. The record is from RefSeq and is a predicted model, not a curated record. The transcript has 2 exons. Gene Ontology annotation, cellular component: cytoplasm. The coding region runs from base 70 to 873 and encodes 267 amino acids. Gene Ontology annotation, biological process: cellular response to oxidative stress.
CCUGGGUCACGCUAGAGCUCAACUCCAACACGUCACCGCCCCCCACCUCCCCCAACAAAUACCAGAAGAAUGUCCCAGUUUCUCCUCCCCCGCACCGCCACCGCCUCCGCCUCCGCCGCCGCCGCUUCUCUCCCUCUCCUCCUCUUCUCCUCCUCUAAACGCCCCUUCUCUCUCUCCACCAAAUUCCCCUUCAAGCCCAUCUCCUUUCCCCAGCCCACCACAAAAUCUUCCCCUCUCUACUCUCCCCCCAAGAUGAGCUGGCUCGGCAAGCUCGGCUUCGGCGCUCGCACCCCCGCCGACGCCUCCGUGGACCCCUCCUCCUCCUCCAUCGCCCAGGGCCCCGACGACGACGUUCCCGCCCCCGGCCAGCAGUUCGCCCAGUUCGGCGCCGGCUGCUUCUGGGGCGUCGAAUUGGCCUUCCAGAGAGUCCCCGGCGUGACGAAGACCGAGGUCGGAUAUACGCAGGGCUACCUUCACAAUCCGUCUUACAACGACAUCUGCUCCGGCACCACCAAGCACUCCGAGGUCGUUAGGGUUCAGUUCGACCCCAAGGGGUGCAGCUACGAGAACUUGCUUGAUGCCUUCUGGGCCCGCCACGACCCUACCACGCUCAACCGCCAGGGGAACGAUGUUGGGACACAAUACAGAUCCGGAAUAUACUUCUACACACCCGAGCAAGAGAAGGCUGCAUUGGAGUCCAAGGAGAGGCAGCAGAAGCUCUUGAACAGGGAGAUUGUUACUGAGAUUCUGCCCGCAAAGAAGUUCUACAGAGCCGAGGAAUACCACCAACAAUACCUUGCAAAAGGCGGACGCUUUGGUUUUAAGCAAUCUGCUGACAAAGGCUGCAACGAUCCCAUUCGCUGCUACGGUUAAGUCAUUAGGUAUAUGCUUGUGAUUACUUAUUUGGUGUGAAAGGAUGUAUCUUAGGGCAUGGCUGAAGUUUGAACCUAUCCAUUAGAGACUGGUUAAUAGAUAUAUAUGGUAUGAACUUAUGUUGGUCAA